CAAGAACACAAAAAAAUGCGAUUCCUAAUUGUCGUUGCUCUUGUGGCCUUUUUGGCUGUUGGUCUUGUGGCUGCACGGCCAGCUGAGGAUGAGGAGUCCUCCAUCCAGGAUAACACCAAUGAGGAUUCGUCCAGUAAUGAUGGCGAGGGAAACUCCGAUGCUGCCGAGGAAGAACCUGCUGUUGAAGAAAGUCAAGAUUCUGGAAAUGUGGAUAACCAGGAUGAUGAAAAUAGCGAGGAUAAUCAGGAGGAGUCAGAUAAUGAAUCAAGCGGAGAUGAUGAGGAAGAUAACAACGGGUCUGAUGAUAAUACCGAAUCGGAUAAUAAUAACGAUUCAGAAGGCGAUCAGGAGCAGGAUGCUCCACCCAACAACCAGAUUCGACCAUUCGGACCUCUUCUCAUCCAAGCAAGGCCCCUUUUCCUCGAUUAAUAACACGUGUUUUUAAAAUAUCCAUUAACAAUAAACAUUAGACAAAAUGCUUUAAAAUUAUACAACAAAUAAAACAGUAAAUAAAUUAAAGCUAUAUAUGUCGAUCGAUAUGAAAAAACGCCACAAAGUAU
Molecule: messenger RNA, 560 nt
Organism: Drosophila melanogaster (fruit fly)
Lineage: Eukaryota; Metazoa; Arthropoda; Insecta; Diptera; Drosophilidae
Exons: 1
Coding region: 16-429 (137 amino acids)
Source: RefSeq, marked reviewed